AUGGCUAACCAAAGCAAACCUCAAGCUGCCGGCGGUAUCUCCGCCUUGGUCCAAUCGGCUAGCGGCCGUGUGCUUCCCCUUAUCAGCACUGCUCAGUCCUAUGCCAUUGCUACCCUCUCAACAUCCAAGGCCAUCCUCGACCGGUACCCCCCGCUCAAGGCCUUUGUGUACACUCUUGGUGGUGCCGCCGCUGUACCUCUCGCUGUCUUCACAGGUUACGGUGCUGCCACUGGCGCUGUCGUCCUCGGUGUCGCCGGAACCGCUGUAACCUUUGUACAAGGCGGUUUCCUCGCAUUUGGAGGAUUCAUUCUCUUCUGGUUCUUGGCAGGAGCUUUCGUUCUCGCCUCGAUCUUGACUUUCUGGUUCACAUUGGCCUACUUCGCCUUCCAAGUCGCCAAACGCCUUGAGGGCACUGCUUAAGCAGCUUUAAACCUGCGGUUCGAUUUUGGUUUUCCCUCAUUUUUGCGUUUAGUUUUAGCUUAGAAACGGGCCUCAUAAUUUGAUACCUGGAUUACAGUGUUUGGAUUGCUUUAAUGUGUAUGGGGGGCAUGGGUUGCAAUAUUAUAUUACUCUGUUGAACCGCC
Molecule: messenger RNA, 584 nt
Organism: Spizellomyces punctatus DAOM BR117
Lineage: Eukaryota; Fungi; Chytridiomycota; Chytridiomycetes; Spizellomycetales; Spizellomycetaceae
Exons: 3
Coding region: 1-420 (139 amino acids)
Source: RefSeq, a predicted model, not a curated record